Messenger RNA from Akanthomyces muscarius, 831 nucleotides. RefSeq lists its product as uncharacterized. Gene Ontology annotation, cellular component: nucleus. Lineage: Eukaryota; Fungi; Ascomycota; Sordariomycetes; Hypocreales; Cordycipitaceae. The transcript is spliced from 9 exons. The record is from RefSeq and is a predicted model, not a curated record. Bases 1 to 831 code for a protein of 276 amino acids.
AUGCCCACCUCAUUGCACAAAACACGCAAAAUCAUCGCCAAGAAGCGCGGAGGCGUCGUAAACUCCCUGCACGCCAAGUCGCGCGACUCGAUGCGUCUGCGCCUGGCCCACGCCCGCGAUAUCAGACUGGAAAAGCAGGCCAAUGCCAGAGUCAGAAAGGAAGAGCCCAUUGUCGACCGCAUUGAGUACUUUCACAAUUACCUCAAGGAAAAAGACGUCACCAGAUUGGAGCUUCCCGAGGUGCAAACUCUCAUUCACAACUAUGUUCACCAGCAUGACGAAGAGUUCAACGAGGUGAAAAAGGCUCGUCGUCCGGGCCGACCCGCCAGCACCCGUGAGGAUCAGCUCAAGAGAAAAAUCGACACUCUUGAAGAGGAGUAUGAAAAGGGCUUCUUGAUUCCUGAUGUCUUUGACGAGGACAAUGGCAAAAAGCUCAUGGGCUACGAGGGCUCAUGGGCGUACAUUGCCACCAUUGCCUGGUCCAAGGUCUCCAAGGCGGGCAAGAUCAGCAAUGGCGACUUUCCCUCGAAGGGAAUCAUCAUUUUCUGUCUUGUGACGGAUAUCGGCGUUUUGGAAAUUUCUUAUGGCCUUUCUUUCGCCCUUCUUCAAGUCCAAAUAGAAGGCGCCGUCGCGCAAGGAGGUAAACCCGCGGCUUCCGUGCACCUGAUUAAGGUGCCGAGGUGCCAUGUGUUACAUUCCGGCGUACACUCGGUUCCAUUCAACAACUCUUUUUUAAACUCGCACAAGCCAUUCAGAAGGCUUGCAAUUUCUUUCUCGCGAUGCUCGUCUAUUAAUGCUGCGGCGGCGGUUAGCCAACAAUUCCUCGAAUGA